This is a messenger RNA of Williopsis jadinii, 2333 nucleotides long. It is a transcript of the gene CTS1, whose product is annotated as chitinase. Gene Ontology annotation, cellular component: extracellular region. Bases 230 to 2209 code for a protein of 659 amino acids. Gene Ontology annotation, biological process: carbohydrate metabolic process. The record is from RefSeq and is a predicted model, not a curated record. Gene Ontology annotation, molecular function: chitinase activity. Lineage: Eukaryota; Fungi; Ascomycota; Saccharomycetes; Phaffomycetales; Wickerhamomycetaceae. The transcript is spliced from 2 exons.
CGUGUCUCAUGUCCACUGGGCCCUUUUAUUCAUCUUCCCCUUUCCCCUCUCUUUCCAUUUCUUCAGUCAAACAUCGAAGGAAACACCUAACAGGACCAACUCAUUGUCGUUCAUUAUCACCGCCGCUAAGACCCAUUCACUCUUUUAUCUUUUACUACCGGUCUUUCUUUAUUACUAUUUUCCAUUCCUGUUUUGAGUGCUGACUUCACAUACCAUUUCGCUAGGAAUCAUGCUUAACAUUUUCACGCUCACGUUAGCCUUGAUGGCUACAACUACAUUGGCCUUUGAUGCAAGCGCAAAGGACAACAUGGUCCUCUAUUGGGGUCAAGCAUCUGCAGGUUCUCAAGAAAGACUAUCAUACUACUGUGAGUCCGAUGCUGCAGAUAUUAUGGUGCUUGCCUUCAUGACUUCGUUCCCAGGUACAAAUGAUAUCCCAAGUCUUAAUUUCGCUUCUGCAUGUACCGAAACAUUCUCUGACGGACUCUUAAAAUGCGAUCAGAUCGCUGAGGAUAUCAAGACUUGUCAAAGUUUGGGUAAAGUUGUCUUAUUGUCUCUUGGUGGUGCUGUUGGAUCAUAUGGCUUCUCUACUGAUGACGAAGCUGUUGAAUUUGCUGGUACUUUGUGGAACAUGUUCGGUGAAGGUACAGCAGAUGAGCGUCCAUUUGGCGAUGCUGUUAUCGAUGGUUUCGAUUUUGAUAUUGAAAACAACAACCCAACAGGAUAUGCAGCACUGGCUACAUCUCUUAAGGAGACUUAUUUUACACAAGGUAGCAAGCAGUACUACCUGUCAGCUGCACCACAAUGUUUCUACCCUGAUGCUUCAGUCGGUAACUUGAUGAACAAUGCCUACAUUGACUUUGCAUUUGUUCAAUUCUACAACAACUACUGCAAUGUAAACGGUCAAUUCAACUGGGACACAUGGGUUCAGUGGGCUGAGACUGUUUCACCAAACUCCAAUGUUAAACUCUUCCUUGGUUUGGCAGGGUCGGCAACAGCAGCAGGUUCUGGCUACGUUGGUAUUGAUACUGUCACAUCUACUAUUGAUUCCAUUUAUAGCGAUAGCCAAUUUGGAGGUGUUAUGCUAUGGGAUGCAUCCCAAGGAUUUACGAACGUUGUUUCUUCUGGUGACACUUUUGCUGAAAGUAUUAAGGCUUAUAUGGUGAGUCUGGAUUCGGAAACAACAACUUCCUCAGCCUCAACCAGUUCAACCAGUUCGACUAGCUCGACUAGUUCAACCAGCUCGACUAGUUCAACCACAUCUGCUAGUUCAGCAUCCUCAACCAGCUCAACAUCAACAUCAUCAACAUCAUCAACAUCCUCAACAUCCUCAACAUCCUCAACCAGCUCCAGUACUUCCAUCACCACAGAAACUCCUGCCACUACAACAUCUAUCUCAUCAGCCAUUACUGAAGCUUCUGAGACUAGCAACACCAGUGAUGUCACUACCUCAAGCACUCAAGAACCAACUGUUGAGACAUCAACUAAAACUUCUUCGAGUGUCUUGCCAACACAAGCUCCAGAAGAAACAACAAAGAGUACAACCACUCUGCAGCCUACAUCUUCGAGCCAUCCAGAGUCCAUCACAAAGAGUGAGCCAACGGCUGCAUCAGCACCAGGAACACAGACAUUUUGGACCACUGUGACAAGCACUGGUGUUUCGACGGUUACAAAAGUUGAGGUGAUUGAUAUUGGUAACCAAGAGACACGUACUCAAACAGUCAUUUCCACAACUGAAACCGAGUACGUUGUGACUAAAGAAGUUACAAGUACUAAUCCUACAACUGUCACCAGUACUAAAGUGAAUAUUGUACCCGGUGAGGCAACCACUCUCAUUGUUACAGAGACUGACUGCACCACUACAAUUACUGCUGAUUCUCAACCAACCCAGGAACCUGCCACCACAACUACUAGUGAGGGAACAACUUCAACUGAAACUACUGCUGCAGCAACAUCAGCAGUUGGUGAAGAUUGCUCCACUCUAACUGGUGAUGCUAAAGCAAACUGUCUCAACACAAACUUUGCAGCAGGUCUUUUCACUAAUACUGCUGAUGAAUGUACACAUGGAGAUAUUGGAUGUGAUGCCAAUGGUGGAUAUGCCAUUUGUAACUGGGGUAGCUGGGUUGUCCAAGGUUGUGCAGCUGGUACAACAUGUUAUGCUCAGAACUACGGUACUUAUAUAUACAUUGGUUGUAACUGGCCAAAGCAGUGAAAGAGACACAUUCUCAAAUUAUGACUGCUAAUGACAUAUAUGCACCAAUGGACUCUUAAUUUCUCUACAAUACCUCUUCUGCUCUUCAAUCUGUUCAUGUAAUACUAUACAGCUUCAUUCGACU